Rhincodon typus (whale shark) is the source of this 1601-nucleotide messenger RNA. It is a transcript of the gene rapgef2b, whose product is annotated as Rap guanine nucleotide exchange factor 2b. The transcript is spliced from 11 exons. The annotation marks the transcript as partial. Gene Ontology annotation, molecular function: protein binding. The record is from RefSeq and is a predicted model, not a curated record. NCBI's taxonomy places the organism in Eukaryota, Metazoa, Chordata, Chondrichthyes, Orectolobiformes, Rhincodontidae. Gene Ontology annotation, biological process: positive regulation of ERK1 and ERK2 cascade.
AUGACGAUGUUGCUUCCUGCAGAUUUCACCAAGUUACAUCUCACAGAUAACCUCCAUCCACAGGUGACUCACGUCUCCUCCAGCCAGUCAGGAUGUAGCAUCACCAGUGACUCUGGCAGCAGCAGCUUAUCUGACCUUUACCAGGCUACUGAGAGUGAAGCUGGGGAUAUGGACCUAAGUGGCCUGCCCGAAACUGCAGUAGACUCUGAAGAUGAUGAUGAUGAGGAGGAUAUUGAGAGAGCAUCAGAUCCACUGAUGAGCAGGGACAUUGUGAGAGACUGUCUGGAGAAAGAUCCCAUAGAUAGAACAGAUGAUGAUAUUGAACAAUUGUUGGAAUUCAUGCAUCAACUGCCGGCUUUUGCGAACAUGACCAUGUCAGUCAGAAGAGAACUAUGUGCUGUGAUGGUGUUUGCAGUGGUAGAGCGGGCGGGCACUAUAGUACUCAAUGAUGGUGAAGAGCUUGACUCUUGGUCGGUCAUUUUAAAUGGUUCUGUAGAAGUCACAUAUUCAGAAGGAAGGCUGGAAAUCCUAUGCAUGGGCAAUAGCUUUGGUGUCUCUCCUACUUUAGAGAAGGAAUACAUGAAGGGAGUGAUGAAAACGAAGGCUGAUGACUGCCAGUUUGUGUGCAUAGCCCAGCAAGACUAUUGUCGAAUCCUCAACCAGGUGGAAAAGAAUAUGCAGAAAGUUGAGGAGGAGGGGGAGAUUGUUAUGGUAAAAGAACAUCGAGAAUUGGAUCGCACUGGAACCAGGAAAGGGCAUAUUGUCAUAAAGGGAACGGCUGAACGGUUAACAAUGCACCUGGUGGAAGAGCAUUCAGUGGUGGAUCCCACAUACAUAGAAGAUUUUCUUUUAACAUACAGAACCUUCUUAUCAAGCCCAAUGGAAGUUGGGAAGAAAUUGCUGGAAUGGUUUAAUGACCCAAGUCUCAGGGACAAGGUUACACGGGUAGUAUUACUGUGGGUAAACAAUCACUUCAAUGAUUUUGAAGGAAAUUCUGCAAUGACCAUAUUUCUAGAAGAAUUUGAAAACAAUUUGGAGCGAGAGAAAAUGGGCGGUCACCUUCGCUUGUUGAACAUUGCUUGUGCAGCUAAGGCCAAGCGGCGACUAGUAACUCUAAUGAAGCCGUCACGGGAAGCUCCUUUGCCAUUUAUCCUUUUGGGAGGCACUGAAAAAGGUUUUGGGAUUUUCAUAGACAGCGUAGAGCCUAGUAGUAAAGCUACUGAAACUGGGUUGAAACGUGGUGAUCAGAUAAUGGAAGUCAAUGGACAAAACUUCGAGAAUAUUCAGCUGCCCAAAGCAUUGGAAAUUCUUAGGAACAAUACUCAUUUGUCUAUCACUGUGAAAACAAACUUGUUUGUGUUUAAAGAACUUCUGUCUAGGCUCACAGAAGAGAAGAGAAAUGGUGCUCCACACUUACCAAAAAUUGGUGACAAGAAGGGAAGCCGUUAUUCCAUUCCUGACCUGGCAGUGGAUGUUGAACAAGUGAUUGGAUUAGAUAAAGCAAGUAAGAAAGCAAAGGCAAACACAGUGACUGGACGAAAUAAACUGAAGAAAAUAUUGGGCAAAACUAGAAUCAGUAUCCUUCCACAAAAACCUUACAA